CAACUAAAUAGUAAAAGAUGGAAUCUAAUGUUGAAAGAAAAUUCAUUGUGAGAACAAUGGAUGGAAAGUCUGUAGAAUUCACAACAAGUCAUAAUAUUUCAGUCCCAGAUUUGAAGAAAUUGAUCGAAGAGAAAAUGGAUGUUCCAACCCAUAGACAACGGCUCAUUUACAAAUCUAAGCUUUUGAAGGAUGACCAAACCCUUGAUGAACAUAUCAAGAAAGAUAAUGAAGUUCUCCAUAUGAUGGCAAUGUCAGAAACUCAAGCAAGAGAUAGAGCCCAAGCUCAAGAAAGGAGAAACACAGCAGAAAAUCAAAAUAAUCAGCAGCAACAACAGCAAAUGCAAAACAAUCCUUUCGGUAUGAUCAAUGCCGCAUUUGGAAAUAUUUUUGGAGGUGGAAAUCAGCCAGCAGGAGCAGGAGGACAGCUCCCCCAGAUGAAUUUCCAGCAGCUAGAUUUAAGUCAACUUUUAGGUGGGCUGAGACCUCCUCAGCAAAAUCAGCCAGCUGCUCAAAGUAAUGCAAGAGCUCAGUCAAAUCCACCUGUUGCGCAACCUCAAACACGUGUUAGUCAGACUUCUUCAAAUGCUCCAGCUUCUUCUAAUGCUCCUACAGCAUCAACCCAGCCAUCAUCUACUCAUAACGUUAGAGUUACUAGUAGAGGAAGAGCAACUUCUAGGAGUGCUGAAGAGACUAAAGAAGGAAGAUCAGUAAGUGGUGCUAGAACGACAGAGAUCUCAUUACCCCACGAGCAUGUGUAUAACAUGAAUAUGAUCUGUAAUGAGUUGAUGGGUCCUGGGUCUGCGUUCCCAGGCCCUCCUCUUCCUCCAACAGGAAUCCCAAGAACUCCGGCAGUGAUACUCGGUAGUUAUCUAGUCUCUUUACAAUUCGCAAUGCAAAGACUCAAUACCUUUAUUUGGAGAGCAGGAGAACUUCUUCAAAGAGAAAGAAAUUUAGCAAAUCCUGAAGAAAGAGCAGAAGCCCAAUUAAUGAUUAACCAAACUGGAAGAGCAAUGGAAGAACUUUCUAGAGCAUUGCUUUUAUCUUCACACUAUUACAGAGAUUUAUCUUUAAGUGAAAUUCCAGGACAUUAUAGAGUGAAUAAUCAUCCAAGCCAAGAUUUUGUAGAAAUGAAUAGAAACUUUAAUGAGUCCAGCUUUAGAAGGAGGAAUGGUGCACCAGUUGUUACUUCAGCACAAGCACCUCCUACUUCUACUCAAAAUGCAGCUUCUUCCACCGCAAGUAGUUCUCAGGUAAACACUACCUCCUCAGCUUCUGCUAGCUCUCAACAAACUACAGCUACAGGAAGGUCACAAGUGACAGGAUCAGCUAGAACUCCAGCUAAUACGACUUCUUCAACUCGUGUUGAAGCAAGUGCACUUUCUUCUACAAGAGCUCAAGCAAGCAAUGCUUCUAGUUCUUCUCAGACUACUUCUUCUAGACCAAGUGCAGCUCACACAAAUGCUCGAGUUAAUGUUCCAAAUAUUGGAGCUCUUUUCGGAGCUGGUGCUCAGCCAGGACAGCCAGGGCAACCAGGAGGAAACCCAUUCGGAGGAUUAUUGCAAAACUUGAUGUCUCCAGAUGGAAUGAAUAAUAUGAUGAGAAUGGCAGGAAAUUUGACUCAGCAAUUCCAACAAAAUGCUUCUAAUGCUCAGCAGAAUCAACCCCAGCCACCUUCACAAGUUCCAAGAUCGAAUCCUUCUGCUCAGCCUCAAGCUCCACAAAGAGAUGCUCCAGCAUCAGAGGAAGAAAAUAAAGCCCAGAAUAGACAACAAGUUUUGAAUAACAGAAUGAUGAAUGUAAUGAACCAAUUCUCGAACCUUCCAAAUAACCCAUUCGGUGAAGAAUUCUCAAAUACUCUCACUAAUCUGAUGGGACAAGCAACAGGAGGAGCUGAUAUCUUUAACAUGACUAUUAGACAGAUAAGUGAGCAAGAAGGCUCACAAGAACUGCCUACAAAUAUCUUUACUAUUAUAAUUCUUGACUGAACCUUGCAAGAUAUCCUUGCUAUUUUCUCUGGAAAUUACGAAAUAGUGAAGAAUCUUCACCCAAAAAUGAAAGAAGUGCUUCUCAAUAAUUAUAUGAAUAAUGAGGAUACUCCUGAGUCUAGGGAUCAAGCAGUUACAAAGAUAAACUCCGAGCUAAGUGGAUUCUUCGAGACACCUGAAUCAAUGAGGCAAGACAUUGUUGCAGGAAAGGAUCCUAAGAAAACCAUUAUGGAGACAAGCAAGAAACAUAUCCGCAAACUUAUCAAUAUCAUUCUAGAUAUAGAAGACACUGAGGAGAAUUCGGCUACUUUCAUGAAAAGGUUUACCAAAGCAGCUAGGUGGUGGACAGGAGAGAUCAUAGAUAAUCUCAAACCAUGCUUUAAAAUGGGUCUUCCAGACGUCCUUAGAUACUUUAGAGGUAAUAUUGAACAAAAGAUUAGUUCCCUAGAGGGUUCAAACAUUCCAUUCGUAAUUGGUCUAAUGACCGACGGCUUAAUGAACUUCUUAACCUCAGCUUAUGGUAAUUACACUAAAGACAAAGAAAGAGAAGAUAGAGCUGAGGCAAGAGAGCAAGGAAUUACACUUGAAGAACUUUAUGCUAGAAGAAGAACUCCAACAGAGUCAGCUAAAGAAGAAGAACCAUCUAAAGAAGAAGAGCCAGCUCCAAAAGAGGAAACUAAAGAAACUACCCCUCAAUCACAGAAAGAAGAGGAGAAAAAGAGUAGUGAAGAACCAAUUAUUCAAGAAGAACCUGUAACUUCUAAAACUGUGACAAGAAAAUUAGCAAGUUCAUCACAUGCUACUCCAUUGCAGACUAGUCAGGCCUCUCAGGAAGAGCAAAAAGAACCAGAAGAAAAAGACCCUGAGAUUAAAGAUUUGCUAGAGAAAAUGGAAGAAUACCUAAUAGGUAAUCCUCCACCGAUAAGACCUCUGAGCAGAGCAUACCAAGCCCUUGAUGCCUUUAAUGAUCGGAACAUUGAUACUUCAAACCCGGUGACUAAAAGAGGGGAAUUGAAGCAGAACGCUAAGAAUGAUGCUGAGUCAAUCUUAAGGACAGCUCUUAAAAACUGUGGGUUCAAGUCUUCAACUAUUGAAGCUAACUUAAAAGACGUAGAGAUUCCUGAAGAUCUAGUAAACAAGUACAAAGAAGUUGUUAAGGAAGAAAUUCAGGCAAGAAAAGCAGAUACUGAGUGUAAUUACCACAAAGAUUCCUAAGCAGGAGACAUAAUUUGAUGAAAAAUGGUAUUUAAUUCCUAUUUUUCUUUUAAAUGAUCAGUGAAAUAAUCCUUCA
Molecule: messenger RNA, 3276 nt
Organism: Moneuplotes crassus
Lineage: Eukaryota; Ciliophora; Spirotrichea; Euplotida; Euplotidae
Source: the annotation of a GenBank genome assembly